Lachancea nothofagi CBS 11611 is the source of this 1578-nucleotide messenger RNA. NCBI's taxonomy places the organism in Eukaryota, Fungi, Ascomycota, Saccharomycetes, Saccharomycetales, Saccharomycetaceae. The record is from the annotation of a GenBank genome assembly.
AUGUCAUCUACCCGCGCGAUCAACUUUCUCAACUUUAAUCAAAUCGGAUCGUGUAUAUCGAUGGGUACCUCUGAAGGAUUCGAAAUCUUCAAUUGUGAUCCAUUCGGAAAAUUCUAUUCCGAUGAGAGUGGAGGAUACGGAAUUGUAGAGAUGCUGUUUUCGACCUCACUGCUGGCAGUUGUCGGAGUGGGUGACCAGCCGGCUAUGUCCCCUAGAAGGCUGCGAAUCAUUAACACCAAAAGACAUUCAGUUAUCUGCGAGGUGACCUUUCCGUCCACGAUUCAGGCAGUGAAGAUGAACAAAGCCCGUUUAAUAGUGCUGCUUCAAGACCAAAUAUACAUCUAUGACAUUAGCACCAUGCGUCUGCUACACACUAUAGAAACCGCCACAAAUUUACGAGGGCUAAUCGCAGUGUCACCCUCUUUGGAGAACAACUAUCUCGCUUAUCCUUCUCCUCCGAAAGUAAUAAAGUCAGAAAUAAAGGGACACGCGACAACUAACAACAUCAGUCUGUCAUCCAACGACGUGGGGCUCAAUCUAACCCAGAGCCGCCCUGGAGAUUCUUCGACCGAGGUUGGACCGCGCACAACAACUGGAGAUCUCAUAUCAGGUACAAAUCAGUCGUUAGAAUCUGAAAACGCUCCUAUUACUUCUGCUCCCAACCAUAGUAACUCCAAGAACGCCAAUAGUAUAAUGAAAAACGGUGAUGUUAUCCUUUUUAACAUGCAGACUCUUCAACCAACUAUGGUGAUAGAAGCACACAAAGGUGAGAUAGCAGCUUUGGUGCUAAGUAGGGAUGGUACGCUCCUUGCUACUGCUUCUGAAAAGGGCACUAUUUUAAGGGUGUUCUCCGUAGAGACCGGGUCAAAAGUGUACCAAUUUCGGAGGGGAACAUACCCCACCAAAAUAUACUCUAUGUGCUUUAGCGAUGACAAUCAGUUUCUUGCUGCUAGCUCAUCUAGUAAAACUGUCCACAUUUUCAAGCUCGGGAAAGCGGCCUACGUAACUGGAAACGUGGAUGCUAAUAAUAGUGAUCUCGAGGAUCAGGAAGCCGAUGACUUCUCUAUAGAGGAACUGGAAGAGGGGGAACAUGAAGAGAUUGCAUCGCUAGGUCAAAGCUCAUCUGCAAGUUUUGAUUCUGCACAAACCGAUACUCAUUCCAAAGAGCCUGUUGUGGAUGCCUCAAGAAGGACCGUUGGUAGAAUGAUACGAAAUUCUUCUCAAAAACUUUCCAGGAAGGCUGCAAAGACUUUAGGUGCUUACUUUCCUAUAAAAGUUACGUCCAUUCUGGAGCCAUCAAGACAUUUUGCGAGCUUAAAAUUACCUAUCGAUAGCGGUACAACGAUAAAAUCUAUCACUACAAUAGGACAACCGGUAGACAUAGACGCAACAGAAUGCCCAGAGUUAUUCGAGAACAGUCUUUGGGGAUCUAGCGCCAAUGAAAACAAGCCUAACCUGAUGAAGAUGGUUCCUGUUAGAGUCAUUUCUUCCGAUGGCUACAUGUAUAACUACGUUCUGGAUCCAGAGCGUGGCGGGGACUGUCUUCUAUUAAGUCAAUUUUCGUUAGUAAUGUAUUAG